Molecule: messenger RNA, 888 nt
Organism: Aureococcus anophagefferens
Lineage: Eukaryota; Pelagophyceae; Pelagomonadales; Pelagomonadaceae
Exons: 1
Coding region: 1-888 (295 amino acids)
Biological process (GO): regulation of cell cycle process
Cellular component (GO): cytoplasm
Molecular function (GO): protein binding
Source: RefSeq, a predicted model, not a curated record
AUGGCGCGCCGCUCCGUCGUGUCGCGCACGGUCGCGCUCGCGUCCCUGCUCGCCGCCGCCGGCGCGUCGGGCUGCGCCCGCCCGGCGACGUUCGGCGCCCACGUGCUCUACAACGCGACCUUCGUCCACGGCGCCCACGGCGAGGCGCGGCACCUGCCGCCCUUCACGCUGCUCCACGCCGUCGCCGGCGGCGACGCCAUCGGCGCGCGGCUCGCCGGCGCCUGCGUCGGCGAUGUCGUCGCGUGGUCCGGCGGCGACGAGGCCGUCCCCGAGCCCUUCCGCCACAUGUCCCACUGGUCCGGCGCGAAAGUCGAGGCGACGGUCGCGGCGGUGACGUCCGCGGAGGACUACGAGCUCAUCGCGCUGCUCAAGAACCGGAGCUACGACCUCGCGUCGAAGAUGAUCAACGAGGACCGCGUGGGCACGAACGCCGUCGACGAGCACGGCGCGUCCGCGCUCGUCAUCGCCGUGCAGACUCGCCAGAAGGUGCUCGCCGCGUCGCUCCUCAACGCGUACAACCCGAGCGUCGACGUCGACUUCGCGACGCCCAGCGGCUACACGGCGCUCCACUUCGCCGUCGGCGCCGGCGACCGCGCCGUCGCCAAGGCGCUCCUCCGGCGCGGCGCGAACCCGAACGCGCGCAUCGCGCAGCCGGACAGCGGCGGCUGGGGGCCGCUCCACUUCGCCUGCCGCUUCGGCAACCUGGACCUCGCCCAGGAUUUGCUGGAUUUCGACGCGGACCCCAUGCUCCUGGGCCACGCGGGCGAGUCCGCGUUCCAGGUCGCGGAGGACGCGGCCGUGGACUACACGACGCGCAAGAAGCUCGCGGCCAUGCUCAACGCCGCCCUCGACAAGCGGGCGCCCGAGGCCCUCGGCGGCGAGCUCUGA